Molecule: messenger RNA, 2874 nt
Organism: Miscanthus lutarioriparius
Lineage: Eukaryota; Viridiplantae; Streptophyta; Magnoliopsida; Poales; Poaceae
Source: the annotation of a GenBank genome assembly
AUGGAGCCGCCCUCUGCUGCGGCGCGGGCGGCGGCUGUGGCUGUGCCAAGGCCGCCGAGCUUCGCGUCGCAGACCAAUGCUCUCCUGCGCAAAAACCUCAUCUUCCAGAAACGUAAUAGGAAGGGAACCAUUCGGUUAAUCAUAGUUCCCAUAUAUCUCUGUCUCAUAAUCAGCGUUCUUCAAAGAGUCAUCAACAAUUUUCUAGAUAAGCCAAAAUACAGGUGUGGUUGCAAGUGCAUUGAUGUCAACGGCACAGGCCCUUGCCAAAAUAUGUGUGGAAUUCAGUACUCUACACUGGAUCAGGCACCUAGUUGCCCCAUUCCAAAUCCUCCAAAAUGGCCUUCUCUCGUGCAAGUACCCCUCCCAGAGUAUCGUGCUGUGCAGGAUUCCUCUGGCUUGUUUACAGGCUUCCCUGACGAAUCAUGUAGAAAGACACAAUCAUGCGCUGUCAGUAUACCCUUUGCUGGAGCAAACAGGACUCUAUCUAAUAGUAUCAUGCAGAACCUGUUCACAAGCUCACCGCUUUUAAAUAUUUCUGAUUACACAAGCAUAUCAAGUCUUUUGCUUGGUACAGAUGUACCAGGAUCUUCUACAGGAUUUGUUGAACCUGCUUUUAUCUCGGCUCGACCUAUAUAUGUUCUUCAACCACAAUGCAAGUCCAGUGCUCCAGUUACAAUCCCAAUUACCGUCGGUUCUGUUAAUGCCCAGAAAGAGAUAAAAUGUGUUCAAGGUUUACCCUUGUGGCGGAACAGUUCAGCAACAAUUAAUGAGGAAACAUUUCAGGGCUACCGGAAAGGGAAAACUGCUGAAGGGAUAAAUGAAAUUGCGAUGGGCUAUGAUUUCCAAGACUCAAAUGAGAAGCAUUUUAAUGUCCUUGCUUUGUAUAACUCGACGUAUGAGAAUGCCUCUUUCAUUCCAAUGCCAUUUGCACUUCUGCGCAUUCCACGCUCAUUGAACGCGGUAUCAAAUGCCUAUCUCCAACUUAUUCGAGGUUCAGGCGUAAAUAUGUUGCUCGAUUUCACAAAAGAAAUGCCUAAGCAAGCCACCCGUCUGACAUUUGAUUUUUCUGCUGUCGCCGGUCCACUAUUUUUCGAAUGGGUUGUUGUCUUGCUUUUUCCGGUUAUGCUGACCUACCUUGUAUAUGAGAAGCAACACAAGCUCCGAACAAUGAUGAAAAUGCAUGGACUUGGGGAUGGCCCUUACUGGAUUAUAUACUAUAUGUACUUCCUUAUUUUCUCCACAUUGUAUCUGAUUGUAUUUGUCAUUUUCGGAUCCAUCAUAGGUGUGAACUUUUUCAAGAUAAACGACUACAGUAUACAGUUUGUUUUCUUUUUCAGCUUCAUUAAUCUGCAGAUUGUGUUGGCCUUCCUAGCUUCAUCAUUCUUUUGGAAAGUUAACACUGCUCAAGCAAUUGCGUACCUGUACAUAUUUGGGUCUGGGUUGAUGGCAGGAUAUCUUAUUCGCAAUUUUAUUGAAGGGGGAAAAUUCCCAAGACACUGGAUUACAGUUCUGGAGAUAAUACCUGCAUUUUCUUUAUAUCGAGGACUAUAUGAGCUUGGCCAGUAUGCUGUUAGAUCUUCAGAAACAGGAAGCCGUGGCAUGCGAUGGAGUGAUUUAAAUGACCACACGAAUGGAAUGAGAGAUGUGUUAAUCAUUAUUAUUUUAGAAUGGUUGGUUUUGCUUCCUGUUGCAUAUUAUUUCGACCAUGCUUCUUCAAUUGGACACAAAUCUAGUCUCCUUUCUAUAAUCAAACAUCUCCUAAAGAAGGACCCCACUUCAAGAAGGAUAACUGUUAAUGACAUAGCUGAUAAGGAUGUUCACAUAGAGAUGGAGAAGCUAGAUAUUAUCAAAGAAAGAGAGACUGUUGAUCAAGUGCUACAGCAACAAACUAGUGGCUAUGCUGUUGUCUGUGAUGACCUAAAAAAAGUAUAUCAUGGAAAAGAUGGUAACCCUGAUAAGUUUGCGGUUCAAGGUGUAUCACUUGCUUUGCCUUAUGGAGAGUGCCUUGGUAUUCUUGGUCCUAAUGGAGCUGGAAAAAGCUCUUUUAUUAGCAUGAUGAUUGGGUUUGUAAAGCCAACAUCAGGAAACGCAUUUGUACGGGGUUUCAGCAUACAAAAUGACAUGGAAAAGAUAUACAGCAGCAUGGGAGUUUGCCCACAGAAUGAUAUGCUUUGGGAGACGCUAACUGGCAGGGAACAUCUCCAGUUUUAUGGCCGACUGAAGGGCCUUAGUGGUUCGUCUUUGGAUCUCGCUGUUGAUGAGUCUUUAAGGAGUGUAAAUUUGCUUCAUGGGGGUGCUCCUGAUAAGCAAGUGAAGAAGUACAGUGGUGGCAUGAGGAGGCGCCUUAGUGUCGCCAUCUCAUUGAUCGGAGAUGCUAAAGUCGUGUACAUGGAUGAGCCAAGCACUGGAUUAGACCCAGCUUCUAGGAAGAGUCUCUGGAGCGCUGUGAAGAAAGCAAAGCAGGAUAGAGCAAUCAUUCUCACCACGCAUUCCAUGGAAGAAGCCGAAACUCUUUGUGAUAGACUGUGUAUCAUGGUCGAUGGAAGCCUCCAGUGCAUAGGCACGCCCAAAGAGCUCAUAGCUAGAUACGGAGGGUACUAUGUGCUGACGAUGACAACACUGCCCGAGUUCGAACAAGAGGUCGAAAAUCUGGUGCGCAAGCUCUCACCAAGCUCCAGGAAGGUGUACCAUCUGUCUGGGACACAGAAGUACGAGCUGCCGAAGCAGGAAGCGAGGAUCUCAGAUGUGUUCAUGGCCGUGGAGAGCUUCAAGAAGAGGGUGGAGGUCCAGGCCUGGGGCCUCGCGGACACCACCAUGGAGGACGUGUUCGUCAAGGUCGCCAAAGGGGCCCAGUCCAGCGAAGAACUCUCCUAG